Otolemur garnettii (small-eared galago) is the source of this 909-nucleotide messenger RNA. RefSeq names its product MAP/microtubule affinity-regulating kinase 3-like. The transcript has 7 exons. Lineage: Eukaryota; Metazoa; Chordata; Mammalia; Primates; Galagidae. Bases 188 to 598 code for a protein of 136 amino acids. The record is from RefSeq and is a predicted model, not a curated record.
GGAGGCGGUGCCGGGUCUGCGGACGGUGUGCGGCCUUGAUAAACUGAAAUGCUUUGAGGAAGGUGAGGACCCAAAAGUCAUCCUGGAGGAUACUGACCUGGUUAAGUAUUUGACUGCUGUUUAGUUCCACAUGGAAGAAUGGCGGAAAAGAAGCAAGAGCUAAAUUAAGACAAAUAUUUUGGUGAAAAUGGGAUAUUCACAAGAAGAAAUUGAAGAAUCUCUUAGUAAAAUGAAACAUGAUGAAAUCAUACCAUAUAGUUGUUGUUUGAGAGAAAAUUUUCAGAGCUGGACUCUAGUGAUUCCAGUUCUAGCGGCAGUCUUCCACUUGCUAGGAUCAGGCCAAGCAGUGGUCUCAGCAACAACCCUGGCCAGUCUCAAGCCAGAAGCAGAGACAUUACCAUCUGGACCAGCUAUUCCUUCAGUUGUGGCAUAUCCAAAAAGGAGUCAGACCAACACUAAAGACAGUGACCACAAAGAAGAUGGAAUUCCCUCCCAGAUAUCAAGAGGCAUUGCUGUUGGGAGAGAGGGAAUUGCUCCAGCCAAUCCCAUGCUUGGGGAUGCAAGAAAAGCUCCACUAGUCACUAUUCCUGAUCAAUGAACUUCAGCUGCUCCAACACACAGUAUUAGCAGUGCAACCAGCCUGAAUCAAAUCCACAUCCCAAGAGGCCUUGCCAGUCAUAGCACUUUCCAUGACCCCAUGGGCGCGGCCAACUGCAACAUAACUGUAUAACGGCGCCCACCUCUCCCACCCUCUCCCAGCCUGUCCUGUGAAGCCACACUGUUGCCCCAGACUCGAAGCUAAGACUCCACUAAUCCUUUUAGCAAGUUAACUUUGGAGCUCAGAAGGAGGUAAGUGUCUGGUGAUGCUAGUCGUUUUGGAGUGAACAUACAGAGCAUAAAGAGAAAGUU